Messenger RNA from Sciurus carolinensis (gray squirrel), 1692 nucleotides. RefSeq names its product G protein-coupled receptor kinase 1 (gene Grk1). Gene Ontology annotation, cellular component: cytoplasm. Bases 1 to 1692 code for a protein of 563 amino acids. Gene Ontology annotation, biological process: protein phosphorylation; regulation of opsin-mediated signaling pathway; signal transduction. NCBI's taxonomy places the organism in Eukaryota, Metazoa, Chordata, Mammalia, Rodentia, Sciuridae. The transcript has 7 exons. Gene Ontology annotation, molecular function: ATP binding; rhodopsin kinase activity. The record is from RefSeq and is a predicted model, not a curated record.
AUGGAUUUUGGGUCUCUGGAGACCGUGGUGGCCAACUCUGCUUUCAUCGCUGCCCGGGGCAGCUUUGACGGGAGCAGCGGCCCUUCUUCCAGGGACAAGAAGUACCGGGCCAAGCUCCGGCUGCCCCCGCUGUCCCAGUGUGAGGGUCUCCGGGACAGCCUCAGCCUGGAGUUCCAGAGCGUGUGCUCGGAGCAGCCCAUUGGCAAGCGGCUCUUCCAGCAGUUUCUGAGGACUGACGAGAGGCACGUACCGGCCGCGGAGCUCUGGCAGGACAUCGAGGACUACGACACUGCGGACGAUGACCUGCGGCCUCAGAAGGCACAGGCCAUCCUGGCCACAUACCUGGACCCCCAGGCCAAGCUCUUCUGCAGCUUCCUGGAUGAGGGGGCCGUGUCGAGGGUGAAGGGGGCGGCGGGGAGCCAGGACGGGCUCUUCCAGCCGCUGCUGCAGGCCACACUGGCGCACCUGAGCCAGGUGCCCUUCCAGGAGUACCUGGACAGCCUGCACUUCCUGAGGUUCCUGCAGUGGAAGUGGCUGGAGGCCCAGCCUGUCGGCGAGGACUGGUUCCUGGAUUUCAGGGUCCUUGGGAAGGGCGGCUUCGGGGAGGUGUCCGCCUGCCAGAUGAAGGCCACAGGGAAGAUGUACGCCUGCAAGAAGCUGAACAAGAAGCGGCUGAAGAAGAGGAAGGGGUGCCAGGGCGCCAUGGUGGAGAAGACCAUCCUGACCAAGGUGCACAGCAGGUUUAUCGUGUCUCUGGCCUACGCGUUCGAGACCAAGACUGACCUCUGCCUGGUGAUGACCAUCAUGAACGGAGGCGACGUAAGGUACCACAUCUACAACGUGGACGAGGAGAACCCUGGCUUCCCGGAGCCGCGGGCCAUCUUCUACACGGCCCAGAUCGUGAGCGGCCUCGAGCACCUGCACCAGAGACGGAUCGUCUACCGUGACCUCAAGCCCGAGAAUGUGCUGCUGGACAAUGACGGCAACAUCCGCAUCUCUGACCUGGGGCUGGCCGUGGAGCUGCAGGAGGGGCAGAGCAAGACCAAGGGCUACGCAGGGACCCCAGGCUUCAUGGCCCCCGAGCUCCUGUGCAGCCAGGAGUACGACUUCUCUGUGGACUACUUUGCCUUGGGCGUCACGCUGUAUGAGAUGAUCGCGGCCAGAGGCCCUUUCCGAGCCCGAGGAGAGAAGGUUGAGAACAAGGAGCUCAAGCAGCGAAUCCUCUCAGAGCCGGUCAGUUUCUCAGACAAGUUCAGCCAGGCCAGCAAGGACUUCUGCGAGGCGCUGCUGGAGAAGGACCCGGAGAAGCGCCUGGGCUUCAGGGACGGCAGCUGCGACGGGCUGCGUGCCCACGCCCUCUUCAGGGACAUCAGCUGGAGGCGGCUGGAGGCUGGGAUGCUGACUCCUCCCUUCAUCCCCGACUCCAGGACCGUCUAUGCGAAGAACAUUCAGGACGUGGGUGCCUUUUCCACCGUCAAGGGCGUGGUCUUUGACAAAGCAGACACGGAAUUCUUCCAGGAAUUUGCCUCGGGCAACUGUCCCAUUCCCUGGCAGGAGGAGAUGAUCGAGACGGGCAUCUUCGGGGAGCUGAACGUGUGGCGCCCCGACGGGCAGAUGCCAGACGACAUGAAGGGAAUCGCGGUGGAGGAGGCAGCCCCUGCGUCCAAGUCAGGGAUGUGUCUGGUCUCCUAG